Messenger RNA from Prionailurus viverrinus (fishing cat), 1192 nucleotides. RefSeq names its product defensin beta 124 (gene DEFB124). Lineage: Eukaryota; Metazoa; Chordata; Mammalia; Carnivora; Felidae. Gene Ontology annotation, biological process: innate immune response; positive regulation of monocyte chemotaxis; cellular response to peptidoglycan. Gene Ontology annotation, cellular component: extracellular region. The coding region runs from base 639 to 851 and encodes 70 amino acids. The transcript is spliced from 2 exons. The record is from RefSeq and is a predicted model, not a curated record.
GUAUGCUGGUGUGGGUAUCACACUUAGAGAACCGUUGUACUAUUUUGUUUAAUCCUCUUAAUGAGCUAGGUAGCCAUUCGUCUCUGUGAGGUAAGUACUGUUACUCUUUCCAUUUUCCAAGUGGUCUAAAUACAUGCUUGUUUGAAUGGGUUAGUGAGUUCUGGCCCCCUCUCCUUGGCAUCAGGAAGGGAAAUGUCCGUGUAUUUAGCCUUGCAAGGGGGGCCUGUCAUCAUUUCCUUGAUGACCGCCUGAGGCUCAGAGAGGUUACAUGAUUUGUCCAAGGUAGCACAGCGAUUAGAGGGAGACGCUGGCGUUGAACCAGGUUUCUCUGAAGCCCCACCUUUCCCCACCCUCUCAGGUGGAGAGGAUGUCUAGUUUCUGACCUCAGACAUCGCUUCAGGAAAUCCUGUCCGUAGCUUCAGAGCUCAGCAAUCUCUGGCAGGUAUGGCUGACCAGUUCCCCACAUAGCUGGCUGAGAUCCAGUUAUAUCCUCAGGACCACAGAGCCCCGGCCUCCCACUUAGGUCUCCUGCUGCCCACGCUGCUGCCUUGAUCUGCAGCCUGAUAAAGGCUGGGCCGCAGGCAGCAGGGCUCAGUAAGCCUGGCUCCUUUGGUGGCCUCCCCAGAAGCCCUGUGGCCAUGACACAGCUGCUUCUGCUGAUUGUGGCUCUCCUGGUCCUGGGUCAUGUGCCACCAGGGAGAAGUGAAUUCAAGCGGUGCUGGAAAGGCCAAGGGGCCUGCCGAACUUACUGUACGAGGCAUGAAACCUACAUGCACAUGUGCCCAGAUGCCUCCCUGUGCUGUGUCGCCUAUGGAAUCAGGCCUCUGCCCUCUAAGACUGAAUCUGUGUAGCUGGUUCUGGGCUGAUACCCUUGCUCUCCAAUAAACACCUGCUGCUGCCCGUCUCCUCUUGCUUGCUCACCACCCUGCCACCCUCAUGCUGGGGAUGUGGGGGUGGGCAAGGUCCCGUAUGGGAGGGAUAGAGGGUUGGUUGGUGGAGAGAGGGGAAGUGCCCGGGGAGAGUGGGUAUUAAUGACUGUUGUAAAUGGUUCCGGUCCUGCCUCUAUCCCUUCCACUCUGUCCAACUCGGGAAAGAUUACUCAAUCUCUGUAAGCCUCCUGGGUCUCCUCAUCCGUGAAAUGGGGAUAAAUUAUAAUAUCAUGAGAUUUGGAAUUUAUAGAAGGAAUGCCAAA